This is a messenger RNA of Vidua macroura (Pin-tailed whydah), 3777 nucleotides long. RefSeq names its product MARVEL domain containing 2 (gene MARVELD2). The coding region runs from base 334 to 1923 and encodes 529 amino acids. Gene Ontology annotation, cellular component: apical plasma membrane; cytoplasmic vesicle; bicellular tight junction. The record is from RefSeq and is a predicted model, not a curated record. NCBI's taxonomy places the organism in Eukaryota, Metazoa, Chordata, Aves, Passeriformes, Viduidae. The transcript is spliced from 6 exons. Gene Ontology annotation, biological process: bicellular tight junction assembly.
UGUCAUGCUGUGAGUCACGGCGCACAGCCCUCCUGCGAGGCCCGGCCGCGCCUCGCCGGCUCCCGCACCGCCGGCGCACCGCAAUUUCGGGAAAACUCCUGCCGCUCCUGGCCGGGGCUGUCCUGCCACUCCCGGCCGGCCGGCCGGAAGCUCCCGCCUCCCCGGGCGAAAGCCGUGGGGCCGCCGCAGGUGUUGGGCGACUGCUCCCGGACCACUGGGCGCUCUCCGCCCGGCUCGUCCUUCUCCGGCGCCGGCUGCCCUUGGAAACCCGCGGCAGUUUCCUCCCGUCGGGUGAGCCGAACGGGGCCGGGUAGCGCGCGGGUAGCGCCGGCCAUGUCGCGGAGCUCGCAGGGCGGGCGGCCCGGCAGGUCCCCACUGCCCCGCGGGGCCAGUCCCGGGUCAGCCGCCGCCCCGCUGCCGCCGCCCCCGCUGCCCCUGCAGUCCCCCUUCGGCCCCGGCGGGGCCAGCCCGGGCCCCAGCGGGCUGGCAGAGCUCAAGCCGGUUCGGCGGUUCAUUCCGGACUCGUGGAAGAACUUCUUCAAAGGGAGACGCCACCCCGGUUCCAGCUGGGAUAGCACGGCCUCCGACAUCAGGUAUAUCUCGGACGGGGUCGAGUGCUCGCCGCCUGCCUCUCCCGCCCCGCUGCAACCAGGGACCAGGACGGUGCCUGGCUCCUACACGGACCCAUUCGGGGGGUCGGGCGGGAGCUACCACUCCGGGAAGGAGGCCGAGGCCAUACUGCCCUCCGGAGACCCCUCGGGCUCGCUGGAGCGCCGCGCCGGCAUUGGGCAGACGUACAGCGAGCGGGUGGAGGAGUACCACCAGCGGUACGCCUACAUGAAAUCCUGGGCAGGGCUGCUUAGGAUCCUCGGCGUGGCCGAGCUGCUACUUGGCGCCUCUGUCUUCGCCUGUGUCACCGCCUACAUACACAAGGACAACGAGUGGUACAACAUGUUCGGGUACUCGCAGCCCUACGGAUACGGGGCGGGCAGCGCCUACGGGGGAUACGCCUACAGCGGGCCCAAAACGCCUUUCAUCCUGGUGGUGGCGGGAAUGGCGUGGAUCGUCACCAUAGUGCUGCUCGUGCUGGGCAUGUCCAUGUACUACCGAACUAUCCUCCUCGAUUCCAACUGGUGGCCUCUGACCGAGUUUGGGAUCAAUAUGGCCUUGUUUAUCCUGUACAUGUCUGCUGCCAUAGUGUACGUAAACGAUACCAACCGAGGUGGGCUCUGCUAUUACCAGUUGUUUAAGACUCCGAUAAAUGCGGCUUUUUGCCGUGUGGAGGGCGGUCAGACCGCGGCAAUAAUCUUCUUGUUUGUCACGGUGAUCCUCUAUCUAAUUAGUGCGAUGGUGUGCCUAAAGUUGUGGAGGCACGAAGGGGCCAGGAGGCACAGGGAAUUAAUGGAACAGGAGAUGAAAACACAAUCCUCUUUUCCAGAAAAGAAGUAUGAAGGUGAUGACAGACCAAGGGAAGAAAUCAGUUACAGGCAGCUGAAGUCACUGGAAAGAAAACCAGAGCUACUUAAUGGUUAUAUACCUGCAGGUCACAUUCCUAAACCUAUAGUGAUGCCAGACUACUUAGCGAAAUACCCUGUAAUUCAAACAAAUGAAAUGAGAGACCGGUACAAAGCAGUAUUCAAUGAUCAGUUUGCUGAGUAUAAAGAACUGUCUAUGGAAGUUCAUGCUGUAUUAAAAAAGUUUGAUGAGCUGGAUGCAUUGCUGAAACAGCUUCCACACCAUCCUGAAAGCAUAUAUGAACAAGAAAGGAUAUCAAAAGUUCUGCAGGAAUACAAGAAGAAGAAAAACGAUCCUGCAUUUCUGGAGAAAAAGGAGCGUUGUGAAUAUCUGAAGAAUAAGCUUUCUCACAUAAAACAACGAAUUCAGGACUAUGAUAAAGUUAUGAAUUGGAAUGUAGAAACUUAGUAAUGUCUUCACUUCAUGGACACUAUUUUCUGGUUUUAAAAUUGAUAUGCGUAUUUUAACCUAUUUAUUUACUCUUUGAACAGUACACUUAUGGGAAUUACUUAAUCACUGUCAUAUGUUUGGAUGUUGUACAUUACUGAUAGGUUUUGUAUGCAGAUCCAGUUGUAAUUGAAGUUAUAGGAAACUGCUGCUAACUUUCUGCUUUCAUUACUGCAAAUCCUGGCCUCUUAAAUCUGAAUACUUUAUUUGAAAAUACUUCAUUUGCAAACUUGCAAAGCCUACCAGAGAAAGCAGUUUCCACAUACCUUAUGGAAACUUUGCACAGAAAUGCUGUUAACAAUUUUGGAUUUUAUUUAUAUGUUAACUCUUAAUGAUAUCAGAAAGAGCUGAGCUGUUCUUUCUGUAUGGGGUUUGAUGCACUGCCUGAUUGUAUUGAAUAUUUUGGACAAUUCAGAAGCUAGUUUAAUAAGAAAUUUUGUAUUGUAUUUCCAAAUGCUGUCAAUUAUACUAGAAAUCAUCUUGAAUUUUGCCUAACAAGAGAGGAAAAAUACCUUCUUAUUUAACCAGCUAGGGGAAGGGGACUUGGGUUUGGUUUUUGUAUUGCCCUCUUCAGAGAUGAUGCAACAAAUCUAUACUUGGCCUUAAAGGAAUAGAGGUACAGGAGGAGGCAUAUUAGUGUCCCAUUAAUGUUGCUAUAGGUCAGUGUGCUCUGCCUACCUUGUGGAUCAUGCUGUUAGGGGUACGUGUGUUUAAGGGCUUCACUCUUCAUCAGCAAGUAACAGGACUUCUUGUCUACGCAGCAGCUGUUAAUUAACUUGGCAUUCAGAGAGUGAGUACAGCAAAAUGAAUUCUCAUUCAAAGUAUAAAUUGUUAGUAUCCUCUUUAAGGCCAGAUAAAAUGUAUUAAAAGACAUACUUUCCAGAGCAUAUUUGCAUAAAUUCUAUAUCUAUUCUUAUAUUUUCUUGGGGAUAUUAUGCGAUAGGUUUGUGCAAGUAUUUUCAUAAGCCAGUAAAUUUUCUCUUUGUAUCCUUUUUCAUAUCUUUAUUUACUUUACUAACUUUUUAACUUACUAUAAUUGUUAGAAGCAUUGAUAGUUUUUGUACAGUUUUCUACGACUGCAAUUUGUCUGUUCUGAAAUAUGUUUUUUAAUAUUAACAAAACCCACCAGUGUAGCCAUAUUACUCUAUUGCUUAUAAAGACAUUUUGUUUGAAAAAGGUGCUCUGAUUACAAUUACUGCAAAUUUUUAUUAGUGAUUUGCUUUUUUCUUUGAAAGAAAGUUUUAACUUAUGCAUUAAGGAACAACAUCAUGAAAGCCAUUUCCAGUUUAGUGUGGUCAUGGUAGUACUAACUCUGCCCUUCACUGCUGGAAAUGUAUUAACAUACCUCAGUGUCACCAUUGUAGCCCUGCUGGUUUUUCAACCCUUAUCAUUCACGCUGCAAUACUGAUGGCCAUGCACCCACCUUCAUAUUUGUUAAAUUGACAUUCCAAUUUUAUCAGACAUUUAAUUCCAAGCGUUUUAGUGGAUGAAGUAAAUAGCACAAGAUGUCAUGGGAACACUGAGAGAAUUUGAAAAUUUGGCACCUCUUCAUUUCAAAGCCUUCUACUGGAAGGUGCCUCAGUCUUUUCAUCAUUCUGAGAACAGGUGAUAGCCAGUGCUAUGCCUUGUUCUCUCUCUUUUCAGUGCCUUUCUGGUUCUGGUUUGUAUUCAUUUCAAAGGAGAAACCUCUCUUCCUUAUAAAGGAGAUGGGUCAACCUUUUAUACUUGUGCUGAAUACUUGUUAGUUAAAUUGUUCUUUGUAAGAGAAGUACUUGUCCAAAUCUCCACAAUCUAAAUAAAUGACCUCUCACUGUA